CAUUCCGUGCAGUAGUGAUAAAAUUUACAACAUCAACAACCACAGUAGCAGCAAAGCUGCUACAGUAGCAACAGAAAAUCGUGAAUUAAGCAACAGAAAAGACUUCAGUCUUCAGUAAGGCGCUUCGGAGCAUAAACAAUAAAUUGACCCUGCUACUUUGUGCAUAUUAAUGUUUUCUUAUUACAAUAACAAUAAAAGCUAGAAACAUACAUACAAAUAUAUGUACGUAAGUAAGUGAGAUACCAAAGAAACAAAGUGCAAAGAAAAACGUUUCAAAAAAUAGUUUUUUCGAAAUUUUAAGAAUUUGAACAACCACUACAAGUAGUGAACGCACGCGUCAUGAAAGCUAUAGCAAGUACAAAUCGAAUAAAAGAAUUCGCCUACAAUUAUAGCGAACCCAGCACGAAUAUCACGCAAGCUGUUGUCAUGGCGAGCGAUAGCGACCCUAGUAGCAGCGGCAGCAGCAACACCCUUCCACUUGACUACAGCUCACCCGUAUGCGGGCCAAGAAAAACAAUGGCAAAGAAUGAAGAAUGUUCCAGAGCGGAGCAAAGUGCGCCAGCAACAGAAACAGCAACAGCGUCAAUCGCCAAGGAGCUGGGUGCGAGCGCUGGAAGCGAGGAUACAACUAAAUUGAUUUCAACGGCAAUUAAGUUCAUCAACAUCAAUAACAACAACAGCAACAGUUGUAGUAAUAACAGCAAUAGUGACAAGCAACGAACAAAUAGGCGAAACACGGACGCUGGCGACAGCAACAAAUCAACAUCGAAAUCGACAGGCACAACAACAACGAGUACGACUGUUGCUAAAUCAGCAGCAUCGAAGUUUAUUAAUUCUCGCAAUAAAUUGACGACAACGACAAUUGUUGGGCAACAAGAAAAAAGUCGUACACAGGAACAACAACAACACAAGGAUGAGGAGCAGCAGCAGCAGCAACAACAGGCUGAACAAAUGUUUUUGUUGCCCACAACAAGGGACCUCAAUCAAAUCAAUUUAAAAUCAUCACUGUAUGUUGAUCAACAACUAUGCAAUGGCGGUGACAACAACAACAACAACAACAACAAUAGAAGCCACAAUCAACGGAAUGAUGUACAAAGUAAGUUGAAUACAAACGUCAGCAGCAACAGUAACAACAAUAAUAAUCUCAACAAUGCUAAUAAUAAUAAUAAUAAGAAGAAGAAGAAGCAGCUGCAGCAGCAGCCACAACAGCUAAACGAGAUGUCCAGGGUGGCGUAUGAGGUACUGAAUAAUAAUAAUAGUAAUAACAACAAUAGCGCCAACGCCAGCAAUGAAGCAAAUGAUAGUGAGCACAACAACAACAACAACAGGGGAAAAUCGCAAGUGAAUGCGAAGAAGCAGAAGAACAGCAACAACCACAAUGACUUGGAGGAGCUGGAGCAGCAGAAACAGCCGCCUCGCCAGCACUCACUGAUAACCGUGGCAAAGGCGGCGCCCACACAGACGACAAUUGUCAACGAACUAAAAGCCACAACGAAAGUGAGAGCAGAGAAAUUUGCCACAACCGUCAUCACGCCGAUAAGAAAAGCAGUCGCAGCAACAACAACAACAGCAACAACAAUAAAAACGCCAGCAAUUGAAAGAGCGAAAACGUCACAGCUGACGUUGCGCAAAUCGCUCUCCACGCCAGCAUCUUUUAAAAUUGGCGACGCUGCUUGGAGCACGUUGAGCACAAGUAAUAACAACAACGAAAUUAAGCAAACAGAUAGCAAAGUUAAGAAUAGCAACAACCGAAAGCUGAUUAUAAGUUCGAGCAAAACAAAGAAUGAGACUGUGACUGUGGAAGUGACGAAGCAGGAGGAGGAGAGGAAGCUGUUGGAGUUGGAGUUAAUGUGCGGCGAUGGCGUUAGCACUGACAGCAGCCGUGGCAAGUGUACAAAGCCAGCAAUGGCUACACCGAUGACAAUCGCGAACUUAGUGCCACCAGCUGCAGCAAAUAAUACAAAAGCUAAAUCGGCAAAUGCUUCAAUUGAAGAAGCAAUAACAUUCACAAAAGCUAUAACAGCAACAAUGAAAAGUACAGCAUGUACAUCAACAACAACAACAAAGGCAUCGGCAACAAUGGAUGUCGUAAUGCGUUCAAAAUAUGUCGCGCAUGCGCCGCCGCAUCAACACCAACACCAUCAACACCAGCACCAUCAACACCAACACCAACACCACCAUCUACAGCAGCAGCAGCAGCAGCAGCAACGUCAUCAUCAGCAGUCAAAUACGAAAAUUGUAAAAGCCAAAACUAAUGAUAAUAAUCAACUCAUACACGACGAUGUUAGCGUCGUUGCCAGCACGACAACCGCCCCAACGCCAUCGUCAUCAUCGCCGCGUCCAAACGUUAGCUUCGAUUUGGAUUUGCGCUUUGGUUGUGCGCAUUACAAGCGACGCGCUAUGUUUGUG
Molecule: messenger RNA, 2409 nt
Organism: Rhagoletis zephyria (snowberry fruit fly)
Lineage: Eukaryota; Metazoa; Arthropoda; Insecta; Diptera; Tephritidae
Product: hybrid signal transduction histidine kinase M-like
Source: RefSeq, a predicted model, not a curated record